Molecule: messenger RNA, 1071 nt
Organism: Solanum dulcamara
Lineage: Eukaryota; Viridiplantae; Streptophyta; Magnoliopsida; Solanales; Solanaceae
Product: vacuolar protein-sorting-associated protein 37 homolog 1-like
Exons: 7
Coding region: 176-877 (233 amino acids)
Biological process (GO): protein targeting to membrane; ubiquitin-dependent protein catabolic process via the multivesicular body sorting pathway; protein targeting to vacuole
Cellular component (GO): ESCRT I complex
Source: RefSeq, a predicted model, not a curated record
UAAAAUAUGUUUCCAACAUACGGAACACACCAAAAGAAGAAUAAAAUAGCAGUAAUAAUUAAAAAAAUUGUGUGAAAAUUUAUACAGAAGUUUUCGGCAAAGGAAAAAACGAAGUCAAUUGAAAAACGAUAUCUUCUCUGCUAAGUUUCCAUUUUUCUUCUGAUUGUUCGAAGCCAUGUUCCAAAAAUUCUGGGCUGGGCAGCAACCUCAGCAACGUCCACAGGAGGGUAAUAAUGAAUCAUGGUAUCCACCAUCCGUAGGAAGCUCUCAGUCUCCCGGGUCUUCCCGCCCCGGAACUCCUAGUCCAAGCUCCUCAGGCAAUUUUAGUGUCCAAAGACCAACAGAUAGGCCAAGCUCAGUGUCACAAGUUCCCCCUGCAGAGGCUGCAGGCAUUAUUACUGCUAUAAAAGAUAAGAGUCUUGAGGAGCUAAGGGACCUUUUAUCUUACAAGGAUGCAUAUCAGAACUUAUUACUUUCACUUGAGCCUGUCAAAACUCAGAAUAAAGUUAGAGAUGACCUUCGGAAUGAAACUCUGCAACUUGCUAGGGAGAAUUUAGAAAAAGAACCGCGGAUAAUGGAGCUUAGGAAUCAGUGCAGAAUCAUCCGCACCACUGAAUUGGCUGCUGCUCAAGAAAAGUUGCAUGAACUGGAAAGGAGAAAAGAAGAGCUCUUAAAGUUCUACUCUCCGGCAUCACUCCUUCAUCGACUACAAGAUGCGAUGAGAAAAACAGACGAGGAAUCUGAAAGUCUGGACAAACAGCUUCUCGAGGGGGAAAUCGAUCUUGCAACAUUUGUGCAAAAGUACAAAAAGCUGCGACACAGUUACCACAAACGCGCACUUACACACCUUGCUGCAAAGACAUCUAUAACUGGCUGAAUGUUUACUUGAAAUGAUGUGUGAAUAUUAUAUAGCUGAAUCUUCCUUUGCUUCUAAAAUUGUGUACACCAUAAUAUUGCUUCAGAUGUAAUUUUUGUGACUAAAUUAUGCCAGCUUGGCCUUUAUUGUGUAGCGUGCUUGCUAUAAGAGGACUAUCUAUUUUUUUUGUAAGACAAUUAAUCAGUCUCCUCUUA